Molecule: messenger RNA, 1975 nt
Organism: Xenia sp. Carnegie-2017
Lineage: Eukaryota; Metazoa; Cnidaria; Anthozoa; Malacalcyonacea; Xeniidae
Product: arrestin domain-containing protein 3-like
Exons: 2
Coding region: 228-1730 (500 amino acids)
Biological process (GO): protein transport
Cellular component (GO): cytoplasm
Source: RefSeq, a predicted model, not a curated record
UUUUGAUAAUCCGCUUGACGUACAUUAAGGAAUCACGCUGAUUUGAGUUGCCGACUAUUAGUAACUUUGCAUGCUAAAGUUAUCAAGUGUUCGGCUGUCAGCGUCUUGCAGUAAGGAUAUUUUAAUAAACUAUUUAUUACAGAAAGUCGGCCAACGGAGCAAAACGCCGUAGUGAUAUCAACAAACAUUGAGCCAACAGAAGCAUCUUGUGAAGGUAUUUAAAAAAGAUGGUGAGAAAAUUGAGAAGUUUCCAAGUCCUUAUUAAUGAUAAUCGGCAGGUGUUUUAUCCUGGUGAGCAAGUCACAGGCUAUGUUCAAAUAGAUAUUGCAGAGCCAAUUAAAUGUAGAAAAAUCCUAGUAAGAAUAACAGGGCAAGCACAUUGCUAUUGGACAACACAAAGAACAACUCAAGAUAGUGAAGGCCAUACACAUACUCACACUGAUCACCACACUGGAAAUCAAAAUUUAAUUGAUCUGCAAUCUAUAGUUUUUGGUGGAAGCUCAGAAUCUGUAAGGCAUCCUUCUGGUAGACACGAUUAUGCAUUUUCCUUUACUCUUCCAUCACCUCUUCCAAGUUCAUUUGAAGGAGGCACUGGUCACAUCCGAUAUUUUUUAGAAGCCAAAGUUGAUCGACCAUGGAAGUUUGAUCACAAAUUUCGAAGACCAUUCACUGUGAAUGAAAUUAUUGAUAUAAAUCUCCCUCAAUAUUUGGCGCCACUAAGUAACACAAAGCAGAAACAAAUUGGGUGUCUUUGCUGUAUUGCUGGUAAUUUGAAUAUUCAGGCAAGUAUUGAUCGCUCAGGAUAUUGCCCCGGUGAACAAAUAUUUAUCACAGCAUCAUGCGAUAAUGAUUCAACUCGCCAGAUGGACUGUAUGAAAGCCAAGCUGAUACAGCACAUCUUAUUUAAAGCAGGUGAUGGAACAACAACAGGUGCAACAAGAACUAUUGCACGAUUUGAGGGUAAACCAAUUCCUGAAAAGAGCCAAGAUUCAUGGAACAAUCAGCCAUUUUUAAUCCCAGCAAUACCUCCAACAAUCCAAACAGUACCAGUCAGUGUGUCAUACUAUUUCAAAUUUGAAAUCAAAGUACCAUGGGGUUUUGACCCUGAAAUAGUUUUUGGUAUCACAAUAGGGACAGUACCAUUUCGUGAAAUGUUUGGAAAUCAAUCUUCAUAUCAGCUUGCCGAAAAUCAAUAUAUGGAGGAAGAAUUUAGCAACUGGGUACCACCAACUGCCCCUGUAAUGCCUUCAGCACCGCCACCACCAUCAUCUAUUCUUGGUUAUCCUGAUAUGCCUCCUCCCAGUUAUGCUUUUGCAGUUGGGGGUGUUGCUGUUGAUGUUGGUGAUACCAAUUCAAAAUCAAACUUUGGUGAUCAAAGCUAUAUGCCCAUGUACACUUAUGCACAACCAUUCCAAAGUCUUGCAUAUCCACCUCCAAAUGCAUCACCAUCAUCAGGGUAUCCACAAGCCGGUAAUCCAACCACAGUAUAUCCACCUUCUGGUGGCCCAUCUCAAGGAUAUCCACCAGCUGGUAAUCCCACAACGGGAUAUCCACCAGCUGGUAAUCCCACAACAGGAUAUCCACCAGCUGGUAAUCCCACAGCAGGAUAUCCACCAGCUGGUAAUCCCACAACAGGAUAUCCACCAGCUGGUAAUCCCACAACGGGACAUCCACCUGCUGGUUAUCCUACAGCAGGAUAUCCACCAGAUAGUGCACCUCCAUUAGUUUAGUAAUAAAGUGUAAUUACGAAGUUAUGACUUAAUUAAGUUAGUCUAAAUGUAUCUACUAAGGAAUUUCAAGUAGAAGUAUUUUUUAAGUGCUAUGUACACAUACCAGUGUUGAAUUAUGAAUUGUUUAAUUUGAUCAAAUCAUUCUUAUGUGUAGAAAAAUAAGAAUGCAUGUGAAUUUUUCAAAAUUCUGUAAUCACUAAUCUGCAAAAAUUUAAUAAAACAUUCCACGCAUAUUCUAAAAGAAA